CUUUGAUAAUAAAAAAAAAAAAACUCUCGAAUCUUUCGUCUUGAGCGGUUUUUGUCGACAGUUGUUCAAACUGUGCAAACCGAAAGUACACUUGCCUUACAAUGGCGAAACGAAAAUCUCAUGACAAAUCGGAAGACUAUGAAAGCCCUUCAAAGAGGUUAAAAAGUGAAGAAUCUGUAGAGGAUGCACUGACAACAAUAGAAAACCAAGUCCAAUUGUUAAGACGGGAAAUCCGAGGGAAGAAAAGCGUCCAGGAUCUACAGAAAACGAUCGAUCAAUUACAAAAAAAAUUAUCAACAGAGAAAGCUGCUAAAGAAGCCGCCCUGAAAGACAAAGAAGCAGCUUUAACAAGGCUAAGUGCAGUAGCUGCAAACCGACUUAGGGACAACAACCCAGGCAUUGCCGACCUCAGCGACCCAAAUAGACCAAUCAAAUUAGGAGAGAAGGCGUCUGAAAUCUACGACAACGAGUGGACAGACGCCCUAGAAAACCUCGAGAAAUUACGUAAAGCCACGGAAACCAAUUAUGAUGAAGAAAAAGAUGUGCAGCUUCUACUUAGUAUUCUUACAGAAAUAUUCCAAAUGUGCAAAAGAGAUGCCACAGAACAUAUGGAUAACAUGUCAAGACUGUUAAUAACUCCAAAUACAGUUAAAAUCAAACAUAAACCUAAAGUUCCAGCAGCAUUAUUAAAGGAGAUCAAAGAUUUUCGGCGGCAGCAUUGUUCGGAGUCUGUUCUUCAAUGCUUAGGAGAGCACUACCUGGAGAGUUUACCGGAGAGGAAUCCGGAACAACUUGGACCGGAAGUAAUCGAGGCUUGUCAAAAGUACAUACUUAAAUGUGCUGAACUGUCCUGGUUGAUGGUCAUUCAGGACCCGCCCAUGUGUAUGGAGUGGCAGUUCACCGGAAGUGAGUUCAAAUCGGAAACCAUGCGGUCUUUCACCAAAAGCGGCGACCAGGUGCAGUUCGUUGUGUGGCCCGCCUUGUAUCUUCAUGAUAACGGGGCUUUGGUUGCCAAGGCAAUCGUUCAAGGAAUGAAAACAGAAAAGAAAGGAAGAAGAAAUCAGAAAUGAUAUUAAAAAAAAACUUGAAAGAAAGAAGAAAAGGGGUGUUAUAUAAAAAGAUAAGGAAACUGAGAAUGGAAACUAUCGAAGAAAAUGGGCAGUAAAUAGUGGUAAACGAUCAUUAUUAGAUGACCCUUGAUUCAGUUUUGUUGUUGAGAGAUAUAUGCCAUAUUGCGUUCUCGUACUUGUACAUUUCAAACGCACACAAUUCUUUCUUCUUUAUAAUUUUGAACGAUGAGCCGCAAAACUUUUAUUCCUCAUAUUUACAUUUUAUUGGUAUUCAAUUCUUUUCAGUUAUAAUAAAUACAUUGUAUAUGAUUCACCAGCAACGUACCCUUCCGUAGGUACGUACAUGUACUGUAGCCUUAAAGCAGAUGGAAUCAUUCUAAGUGAUUUCUAAGUAAUCUGAAAUAAUUAACACUAUAAAUACCACUCCACAAUGACUUCCAAAUGCUGACAGAACAGGGAAACUAUAUCAUUUGCGGGGGUACAUGUAUACUGGAAACAAUUUAUUUGCAGUAUAAAUUGUAUUUUCGAAUAUAAUUAAAACUAUAUUGUCAGUCAA
Magallana angulata is the source of this 1626-nucleotide messenger RNA. RefSeq lists its product as uncharacterized. The record is from RefSeq and is a predicted model, not a curated record. Gene Ontology annotation, biological process: mitochondrial protein catabolic process; mitophagy by internal vacuole formation. NCBI's taxonomy places the organism in Eukaryota, Metazoa, Mollusca, Bivalvia, Ostreida, Ostreidae. The transcript has 6 exons. Gene Ontology annotation, cellular component: mitochondrial outer membrane. The coding region runs from base 102 to 1070 and encodes 322 amino acids.